UUGGAGUUAUUUUUGUGUUCAAUCUUGAAUCCAAAUCCACCUGGUGUGUUGAUCCAUGACGUGAUUUGUAGACGCCAUGACACUUUCCUCCAAACUGUCAGUUUGUUGUCUCGACGAGGCGGGUGAAAUAAUGGAAGACUAUGAAAAGUUCAUACAACGCCGACUUUACGAACUGAAAAGGAAGGAUAGCAACGACAACAACAAGAACCAACGCCGGACACUGGAAUCACCAUGUACUCGCCACGGAUCAUCAGCUAUCCGUUUCCAUGGCUCACCCAUCCUUCCUCCAUUGCUCACAGGAGUGCAAAGAGAAGAGAUGCAGAGACACAGAGAGGCAGCCAAGAGGACCAUGGAUAGGAGGAAGACUCGGCCAUCUGAGACGAGGAUGUCCUACGUUCAGAACAUUCUACACAGUGUUCAGCUGAGGCAAGCACCAACACUGGAGGAGUUCUUUCAGGGUGAACCAGGACUAACGGCAGCCAACACCACCAACCUACACCACAGCAAUGUCCGCCAGGUUCUAGCGUCGCAGGAUGAUGAUGUCACCGAGACCAAGGACAGCUUGCCGGGGUCGUCCUCCCCACCAACCUUAACUGUCAUGCAUGAUGGGAAAGCAGGCGUCCGAGGUCCUCCCAUGACGUUGACAGCCUACGGCGCCUUCACAACAAAUCACCUUACAACUCUCCAUAACACCACCACUGUGAGGGAGACCUUCCUAGAUAAGCUGGUCUGUGACCCAAUGACACCUUCUCUAGCUAGAGAGACAACCACACACACCAACCAGGUUGUUCCACAAACAGAGACCCGGACCAGGGAGAGACCAGGAUGUGACCAGGAUAAGACCACCAAUGCUGAGUGUGUUCUGGAGGAGGACCUGGGUUCAGGAGGAGCAACGGGGGAUCCUCUAGCUGACAUCAGCCACCAGUCUUCUGGGUACGUGACGUGUGAAAACGCGGAGGCCACCUGGGUCCUGAGUCGGACUGAGGCUGGGGAGAGCAUUUUGUCAGGGCCUGAGGAGGGGACACCAGUAGGAAUGGGGGGGGUUCUCCUACACAGCACCUCGGAUACAAACACAACCAAGGCAUGUAAUAUCAUCAGCCAUCCUCCCGUUGAUGCUGAAGAUCUGGAGGAGGGGUCGUCCCCGUGUGACGAUGACCUCAUAACCGGUCGCCCCGCAGAUGAGGCGAGCGUGACGUCGUCCUGGUGUAAUGACGUCAUACCAGACUAUUUAGAGGAAGCGUUGGUUACGUGGCCUCUACAGAGCAGCGAUAUCACACCUCCUGUAGAAGACCGCAGAGCAAGUCACCCAGGAAAGAAGUGUAGCACUGCUAAUAUUGUGACUUUCCCCCAGCAUCAAGCCUCAUUAUCACUAUCAGACCUUCCUGAACCCAAGAUUGUAGUGACAUGUCCUCAGGCUGAGGCCUCGACACCGGACCUCUGCAAACCAGAUCAGAACCAGAUCCAGGCGUCAGACUUAGACCUGGACCGACCGCAGGGACCAUACCGGCUCAGCCUCCAGACUCUUCUAAAGAAAUCCCAGGCCGCUUUGGAACGCCCCAAACCAGGCAGGAACCAGCCAGGAUCAGAACCAAAGAGCCAGGCUGGAGAUGUAGACUUGGACCCGGAACCAGAGGCAGGGCCGUACCGCCUCAGCCUCCAGACCCUGCUGAAGAAGUCCCAGGAGCACCGGAGACGCCAGCGUCAGCUGAAGAACCAGGCCAAGGCCUCUACUUGUCCUACCAGGACCCAGGAGGCCUCGACACACCAGAAGAUGGAGGAGGAGAUGAGUUUCUCAGACAAGGAGAAUGAGGAGUUCCUCCAGUCAGGGAGAGGGGUGGCGGAGGGAAGGAAAACCCGGGACAGGGAUUUGAGAAAGGAUCAUCUGGGAAUGGGAGUCCAGUUUUCCGGACCGCCACCACUAGAGAUAUUCCCUAAGGAAGCGUGGGUUCAACGUGAGGAGGAGAAGGCGAGGUCUAGCAUUGUGGAAAGAAUGGGACUCGAAAAAGGAUGUCGUGAAGGAAUAUUGAAGGAAUUGGAGGCUGGAAAUGGCCCUUCACAUUUGGUUGGUCUAGAAGAAGACACCCAAUCUCCUCCAGGAGUGGACAUUGAUGCUAGCUCGGCAGUCGAAGACAUCCAGCUACACCUCUCACCAGACAUCCAGCUACACCUCUCACCAGACAUCCAGCUACACCUCUCACCAGACGUCACAGCAGCACCGUCAACGCUAAUGGAGAACCUUCCACAUCCUAUCUCAGCCGAUGCCUCCAUAACCCAGAAAUCAUUCUACCUAGUAUGGGAGAAGAGCUCUACCCUGCCGAGGCCUUCCUCUCUGGGGGGUAGUAGGUUCCAGACCGUCCCUACCCCCGAGUUUAGUAUGAGCCCUAUCCGCUGUAAGAGUAAAGGAGACAGUGGGGGAGGAGGGCGUGGCACCCCCAAGAGGCAGAUCCUGGUAAACACACCUUUGAAUGUAGACAAUGAGGUGGGGUCGGUGACUGGGCAGGAAAAUGAUGCUUGGGACCAAAGGCAUCUGCAUAGAGCGCCCCUAGUGGCUGGGGGUUGUACAACACCUAUGCGUAGGAGCUCAGACCAGGCAGAACAGAUAGCUCAGCUGGAGCUCAACCUGUCCAGCCUCAAAAUACUGAUCUCAGACCUGGAGUCCACACUAACAGAGACACCAGAGAGCCACCAGACACACAACAACAGCCAGACUGAUAAUAAUAGUAACCUUACCAUGGAGCCACCACAUAAAUACAUGGACUACCAUACACCUGAGAGUCAGGCAGAGAGUAACCUUACUGACAGUGAGAAAGGAAGAGGGGAUGGAGGUCAGAGGUCAGCUGAUAAGAUGACGGUGGUCCCCUGUAGAGUCCAGGGGUGUGACAGCGUACCUCCAUUGGUCAAGGAGGUGGAGAUCACUGUUACAACAGGUUACAAAAAACAAGAUGGUCGCCAGCAGCAGCCUCUUGCAGCGCGCCUCGUCACCUCCCUCACUCAGAAGAGGAGAGUUUCUGACGUGUUCCGGAAGGUUCCAUAUGAUGUCAUCAAAGUUCCGUCGGAAGUCAUCAAGGUUCCGUCGGAAGUCAUCAAGGUUCGGAAUGACGUCGUCAAGAUUCCAGCAUCACACAAAACACCUUUCUCCGUCCUCUCAGACGCCAGUAACAACCAGCACCAGCCAAUGGAGUGGAAGAGUUACCCGGAAGACCCCGCCCACUUCCAAUCCAUCAACCAAUCGUAUGACGUGGACACACCCUCAGGGCUCUGGCUCCAGGGAGGGUCAGGGUCAGAGGGGUCGUUGAAAGGUCAUGACCCCGCGGGGAAGCAGCUGACCCCUGAGAACGGAGGUGGUGGUCAGGGAGGGGCGUCAAGGGCCAAACGUAGACUGGUCAUGCACACGACAGAGGGGAACAGGGGAGGAGGACGAAGAGAGGUGAUGGACAGGCCUCACUCCAGUACUCCUGAAGCUGCGGUGCGGUCACACAGUCAGGAGAGCCAGCAGCUGAAGCAGCUCCAGCUGACCCAUGCAGGCCAGGUCAGAGCCCUGAAGGAGGAGCAGAGGAGACAGCAGCAACAACUACUGCAGAUGCUGGCCGUACGUUACCAGCUGCUCCAGAGUUUGUCCUUCCCUGUGUCCUCCUGCCCCACAUCCAGUGCAUGUCUAGGGGACAACACAACCUCCCUCCUCCCCCUCUCUUCCAUCCCCCUCUCCAUCCCUCUAUUCUCCCCCUCAGCAGGAUCCUUCCUUUCAGACCCAGACUCCCCCUCACGGUCUCCCAGGUGUCUGUCUGUGUGUUAUGGUCCCCUGGUGGCAGCAGCAGUGAAGGGAUACCUAACCAGGAGGCUCCUACACACAGAGAGAGUGGGACAGCUGCUAUGUACCAUCAAGGACACGCAGCAGUUCCUACAGUCCUUCCAGCCCCAGAGCCCUGGGAGAGACAGCAGGCAAGACCUGGUGCUGCAGGAGAGAGUCACACUGCAGCUCCGCUCGGCGCGUUAUGAGGUCCAGGACAUCUUCUGUCUGUCAGCAGGAGACAGGAUGCAGAUCAUCAGCUGGGACAGACAGCUGGCCAGGGACAGAGAGAUGAGACGCAAGACUGGGGAAACGGGGUCGACCAGGGGGAAGACUUCUCUGUCAGCUGCUACACAGAAAGCCCUGGAGAGGAAGAGAGGAGUCAUGAUGAGGAAAGCGGCAGAGGGGCAGAGGGGGACUGGAGCUGGGGUUGUAGCUGGCCAGAAGGGCCCUCUGGCUGGGGCAGAGAGGCAGAGGGGGACUGGAGCUGGGGUUGUAGCUGGCCAGAAGGGCCCUCUGGCUGGGGCAGAGGGGACUGGAGCUGGGGUUGUAGCUGGUCAGAAGGGCCCUCUGGCUGGGGCAGAGGGGAACGUCAUCAAGCGGAUACGUGGGUCUUUUCGACCCAACCCUCAAAGGGUCCCCAAGACCACCCAGUCCCGCAGAUCUCGGUGAAGAUGAUCUACUUAUCAGGCUAGACUGGACCGGAACUGGGUCGUGUUCAUUUUGGCACAGUGUUGUAGCAAAACGUUUUGCACAGGAGAACGAAAACGAGUGUUUCUUAUUGGACAAGUUCAGGGUCAUAUUCAUUAGUGGAAAUGUUUUGGAAAACGAAAACAAGCGUUUCUUAUUGGACAAGUUCAGGUAGUCCCUCCCUUGACCCAGGUAAUGAAUACUGUUGAUACCUAAAAAGAUAUACACACACAAUCCAUCUCACUUAACCCUAAAACAAUACGCCCCUAUGGGCCCUGGUCAAAAGUAGUGCACUACAAAGGGUUGCCAUUUGGGACGCUUCCAUAGUGUUUCUUGCUAACCAGUGGACAUCUGGAAAGUAUUGUAUUUUAACUUGAUUGUAUUCUACAAAGGCACAACUCACUGCAUUCAAAUGCAUCUUAGCUACUACAUACUGUAUGUGACAAUCUAUUCUUACCACAAGACCUCAGGACUUGUUUUUGGACACACUGUUUGUAAUAUGUUAGUUUUACACAUGUUAUACUAUUUAUAUUUCCUAUACCAAUUUGUGGUACGGUAUUGGGAUGGCAAUGCAACCAAAGCCUAGAAAACCCAAGUCUAUAUUUGAAGGUCUGUUCUGAGUGUUCAUCUUUCCUACUGUUUUUGUUCUAAAUUAUUUAGAAGUGUUUUUUAAUAAAGUUUUUUUUUAAUAAAAAA
Molecule: messenger RNA, 5173 nt
Organism: Oncorhynchus mykiss (rainbow trout)
Lineage: Eukaryota; Metazoa; Chordata; Actinopteri; Salmoniformes; Salmonidae
Source: RefSeq, a predicted model, not a curated record